CCACAUGCUCUGGUACUGUAGGAAAAAGUACUGUAGGUCACCACCAUGAACCUACGGAGUCACUAGCCAGGGUUCUGUUUGGGUACAGUAUCUGAUGAAGUACAUUAAAGUACUAACAUUAACAUUAAAGUUAGCAGACUGACUUGUCCUUACUUAGUUAUUGUUCAUUGCUUUCUGCUACCACAGAAUGUAUGGUAAUAAUUGAACAAAUGCUAAAGCAGUGGUUCCCAAAAUAGGAGAUGGGACCCCCUGGGUGGCACAGGCAAACAAUUUAUGUCCCAGUGAGACAAACUGCUCUGAUUUGUUGUUGUUUUUUAUUAUUAUUAUUUCAUUUGAUCAAAGAGAAGAGCAGUUUUGUAGGAAUUACAGCUGUGAAUGUUGACGUUGGGUUGGGGGGGGGGUGAAAACCACUGUGCUAAUUAAUUAUUGUCUGUAUAGUGUUAAACGUAGGACAAAACUUCAAACAUGAGACAGACAUUAAAUGUCUUUUCUCAGUAGGGAGGUAUUGAACCCUAAACCUCUGUAUGGCAGGCAGGAACCAUCCCACACUUACUCCUCAUGUCUUCAGUGAUUGGUUGAAAUCUUAAACAUUUAAGGACAUUUAGUUAAAACCAUGGAGUGAGAUUUUUCCUGGUCCUUUCAGCAGCUUGGUUCCACUGACUUUAUAAAGCAGGGACUGCCAGCGUACACUUCCGGCCAUUUACCUCUCAGUUUGAAGUCAAAAGAACUUCUCAGUCCUGUAUCCAGGCUCUCCUUCAGGGUGCAGGUGGUGCUGUGGCCAGAGCCUGGUUUUAAGCAGUUUGUUGUUGUUGAGUGCAGUGGAGACGGAGCAGGAGAUUGACAUGUGACGGAGGCAGAGCCUGCAGUGAUGGAGCUGCUCCACCUGUCAGCUGAGGUAAACAGAGCGGAGCUGGAAGGCUGCCGGUCGACGUCUUCACCUGAGCUCAGUGUCUUUGUUCGAUCCUCAGUUCAUCACUGUUUUUUUCUGGUUUGUUCAGAGAUGGAGUGGCGCCAACAGAGCAGCAUUAGCUCCGCUGAAGCCUUCACCGAGGCUCGACGCUGGAUCGAGGAGGUGACAGAAAAAUCCUUUAUGUGCAGUGAUUUUCGUGCUGCCUUAGACAACGGAGUUCUACUGUGCGAUUUAAUCAAUCGACUGAAGCCUGGCAUCAUUAAAAAGGUGAACAGGCUGUCGACGCCUAUUGCUGGCCUGGACAACGUCAACCUUUUCCUGAAAGCCUGUGGAAAACUGGGAUUGAAUGAAUCCCAGCUGUUUCAUCCAGGAGAUCUGCAGGACCUGUCCAGCCGCGUGACCCUCAGACAUGAUGAAAGCCACAGAAGACUGAAAAAUGUUCUGAUCACCAUAUACUGGUUGGGCCGUAAGGCACACCUGGACUCCUCCUACUCUGGUCCUCAGCUGAACCUUAGAGCCUUUGAAGGACUCUUAGGUCUGGCCCUGUCUAAGUCCUUGAACGAGGGCAGUAAUAUUUUGGUAAAGGGUGAAGAGUACCGACUGUCCUGGCAUCCUCGUCAGUAUAUGGGACAGAACUCUGUGGACACAGAACUUCUGGACUCUAAUGGUCCUGGCAUAAACAACGAAGGAUGUGGAAGUGAUGCUGAAGCUGAGCAGGUCUUCAGAGUGGAGAGUUCCAAGUCUUCACCUCCUUCAAACAACGGCUAUUUCCUGCUGUCACACCACAGAAAACAAGGACAGGUGGUGAAUGGAAGGGACAGGAGCAGUCCUAUAACCAGACUGUAUAAAAACCCGGUCAGGCCUGAGAGACCAGUUCAGGUCAACCCAGGCUGGAUUUGGAGCAAAUCCCUCAGUGAUAUCCCCAUGGUCUAUUCUGUGAAGAAAUGUCCUCAAGACAACGGCGUCCAUGAUGUGGACCGGGACUGUGACUCAGCAGGAGACUGGAACAAAGAGAACACACAGAUGAGCAGAGUGUCUGUCAAAGACGGUGAAGUUCUAUGGCAGGAUCACUUGACAAAGUGGAAGAAUCGUCGUAGGAGCACAAAGUCUGACCACGAAAGGAAGUCACAAGACAGGGAGCACGUCAUUAGCCAGAUGACCAACAGGGUGAUGCCUAACUUUGAGAAGAGUGAGGCGCAAGGCAAAGAACUGCCACAGAGAGAACAGGUGUCAUCACGCAGAGACAACCCUGGUCCCCUGUCCUCACGCCAGUGUCCACCAACCAGCGGUCUCCGACCACACACCGUAGCCCUGCUGUCUCGUAGCUACACCAGCAAAGCAGCCCUCUGUCCCACAUCCUCACAUCCACCACUGGGUCCAUCACUUGGACCCACUCCCGUCUCUGUUGGUGCUGUUACUGGAACUGUUUCUUCUGGAGGUGUCGUCUUGGAACAAGGUGAGGAAAAAGGCACCGUGGAACAGGCCACAGGAGUACACAAGUACUUGUCCAGUACUUUGUCCUGGUCUGGCUCAGCCAGCCUUCCACGUGGUUUCCGACGGUCCGAAGGUUCAUCCCGUCCCUCAUCGACAGUAACAACUAAACCCUACGGAACCAGGCCGUCGAGGGUGACGUCACUGCCACGAAUGUACAACGUGGACUACAGUCAUGGUGUUCUGUUGAAUUGUGAGAAGGAAGACCCUCUACCCAAAUCCACCAGAUCUUCAUUAACUAGACAGACCGCUGCCACUAAUCUGUGCAGCCAGGCUUCCCUGAGGGAGGAGAGAGACGAGGAGACGAAGCAGAAGGCUACUGAACAGAUGGAGGAGGAGAGAGGAGAUGCUGGGCUCUCCAGCCAGACUUCUUUCAGUGCCAACGGAAUCCGUCACCAUCAGCCAUACAACCACAACCAGCCGUCACCGCAAUUCUAUGCAAAUCAGAAGUCGCAGCAGAAGAAAAGCUCAACUCUGCCUUCAUCAAAGGUGGAUCACAGUAACAUGAGGGUGAGCAUUAGCCUGAGACCCAGCAGCAGACCGGACUUUGGUCUCCAGACUCACUGGGACUCCACCGGACUGAGAGUGACUUCCAUUCAACCCGGAAGUCCAGCUGAGCUUUGUCAACUGUGUGCGGACGAUGAGAUCGUGACGGUCGAUGGCGUUGCUGUUUCUCUGAUGAACAACAGGCAGUGGGAAGAAAAAAUGAGUUCUGCUCUGCAAACAGGAAAUCUAAUAAUGGACAUCCGCCGCUAUGGAAACACAGAUUGGAGUGGCACCGACGAUGGUCAUCAUAUUAAACCAGGCCAGCACCGGGUGACACUCAAUCUGACACGGGCACCUGUUCUGAUGGGUCAUCUAGUCAACGGUUCAGUGAACCGCAGUGGGCAGAAGGACAAUAUCAUGCCAGACAAAGACAACAAUGCUGUGGUUGCUGACGGACACAAGACGUACACCAGAAGUGAAGGAGGUUCGAGCUCUGCGAUAUCUGAUCUCCAGGUGCCCUCCCUCAGCCCCUCCUCCUCCAGCUGGUCGUGGGACCGCGAGGAGGAUCGUCGCAGGCAGGAAAAGUGGCAGGAAGAGCAGGAGCGCCUUCUACAGGAGCAGUACCAACGAGAUCAGGAACGGCUGGAGGCCGAGUGGAAACAGGCGCAGCAGGACGCCAACGUGGGCUGCAGGCCAACAUCAGGGUCGCAGCAGACCAGCAGACCCGUCAUAGACCAGGUGAACACCCUGACUCACAGACAAGGAAAAGUGCCGAGCGCUGACAUCAAGGAGCUGAAACAAGUGGGACCAACAGUGGACGGUAGAAGACAGGAAGUUCAGAGCGUCACUGAACAAAGAUGGGCUGCAGACUCUUAUGGCUUCACUCAGCUGUCGCCUGCACACAGGGCCAAAUCUCUGUCCACCCCAGCGUUGGCCGACUGUCACCGACAGAUAAAAGGUGAGCAAUGGAGAAGAAAAGGUCAGAGUCUGUCCAAGGCUGAGAAGGAGAGACAGCAGAUCCUGGAGGAGAUGAAGAAGAGGACGCAGCUGCUGACUGACAACAGCUGGAUACGUCAGCGCAGCAGCAGCUUCUACAAAGAACCCAUCUGUGUCGGUUCUCCCCUGAAGAGGUACGAGUCCCUGGACGACCUGGAGUCUCUGCACCAGUCCACUUCCUCUGUGGCCACAGGGGGCAGUCCUCGUCCACACUCUGCUGCUGCAGGUUACUGUGCUCCCACCAGGAACUCCUCCUCCCGCUACAGCACUGGAGGAAUUCUGUGCCGGAAAAAUCUGUCCAUGGACUCCACUCACUUCAGCAGUGUACGGACCGUGUCCAGUGUUUCAGAGGAACUGAGGCUGAAGUCCCGGUUGGAACCUACAGCAGGUGGCACCACGGUUAACGCUGCCGUGUCUGGCUCAAAUAUGCUGAUGCCAGUCACACAGGAGCGGCUCCAGAUCACUGAGUAAGAACCUGAAUGAACAUCACAGAACACUUUUUUAACAUUACUAAGAGCCAAGCUGUGAGCCACACUUUGAACCACAUCAGAGUCGUUUCAGUCUGUGAGAGAAAAAAAUGUUUCUAUUCCUGCUAAUUUACUGGAUGAAUUAAUAUAUAAAAUACAGUCAUUAUGAUUGUUACUAGGUUGAAUUAUUGUCUUGAUUCUAUACAUUAGUGCUGGUUCUGAUCUUUAUCUUUUAGUCAUAACAUAUAAUAAAUAUAAUAUUAACAUUAGUCCACACAUGGUGACACUGUUUAAUUUGUGUUAAAUCACUGUUUUCACUUCACCGUCACAUCGUCAUCCUCUUCUAUUUGUCACAUUAUAAAUGAGUUGUCGUCCAAUUUGUUUGUUUUGUAAAUAAAGUGAACUGAACA
Molecule: messenger RNA, 4760 nt
Organism: Cynoglossus semilaevis (tongue sole)
Lineage: Eukaryota; Metazoa; Chordata; Actinopteri; Pleuronectiformes; Cynoglossidae
Product: LIM domain only protein 7
Exons: 30
Coding region: 869-4354 (1161 amino acids)
Biological process (GO): regulation of cell adhesion; regulation of signaling
Molecular function (GO): protein binding
Source: RefSeq, a predicted model, not a curated record